AUGGCGCAAAAUGGUGGUGGUGAUUUUGGUGCAAUAUUGCAAGGUGCAGGAAAACAAAUUUUCAACCAAGGGGGACAGGCGUUACUCAAUUAUGGGGCACAAGCAUUGGGAAACAUCAUCAAUGAGGUCUUCCAAAAGAAAGAAGCAGAACAAAAGCGGUUUUUGCCAAGCAUUAAAAAUUAUAAAGUGUCGAAGGUCGCGAUGUGUCAUAGUAAUUACUACGGUUUGCGAGCUAUGUUUACCCCACCAGAGUCUAUUACACUUCAGUGA
Messenger RNA from Pieris macdunnoughi, 270 nucleotides. The record is from the annotation of a GenBank genome assembly. NCBI's taxonomy places the organism in Eukaryota, Metazoa, Arthropoda, Insecta, Lepidoptera, Pieridae.